Messenger RNA from Engraulis encrasicolus (European anchovy), 853 nucleotides. RefSeq names its product parvalbumin 8 (gene pvalb8). NCBI's taxonomy places the organism in Eukaryota, Metazoa, Chordata, Actinopteri, Clupeiformes, Engraulidae. Gene Ontology annotation, molecular function: calcium ion binding. Gene Ontology annotation, cellular component: cytoplasm. The record is from RefSeq and is a predicted model, not a curated record. The coding region runs from base 236 to 565 and encodes 109 amino acids. The transcript has 5 exons.
UGUGGGCUUGCUCAUCCACACUCAGCUCUGACGGUUAUAAAUAGUAAAGGUUAAUUAGUUAGGCAAGAAAUUUGAGCUGACCCUUUUGAAUUUGAUACACAGACAGGUAACCUAAGAUUUGCCCAUUGUCACUACAAUCAGACCUAUAUAAAUCCGUCUUGGCAGAGGGCAGUCACCACAUAGCCACAUUACCUCACCGUUCGAUCACCUGCGGCGAGAACUUCAAAGGGGGACCAUGUCUAUGUCAUCUAUCCUCUCCGCUGAUGCCAUCGACAGCGCAAUCAAGGACUGCCAAGCUCCAGACUCCUUCGACGGCAAGAAGUUUUUCCAGCUAUGUGGUCUCACCAAGAAGAGUGCCCAGGAGAUAAAGAAUGUCUUCGGCAUCAUCGAUGGUGAUGGCGAUGGCUUCAUUGAGGAGAAGGAGCUGAAGUGUUUCUUGCAGAAAUUCUCUCCUGGUGCUCGAGUACUGACUGACAAAGAGGCCAAGGCCUUCCUCAGUCUUGCUGACGGUGAUGGUGAUGGAAAGAUCGGCGCAGAGGAAUUCCAGGCCAUGGUGUCAUCUUGAAUAUCUGGACUGAACCGGUUUUCUUCUUCUUCUUCACCUUCAUAGUCCUCCAACACCCCCCUUCAACAGCAUCUUCUCUUACUUGAAUUUUCUUCUGAAGCAUCAGUAUGACAUGUUGCGGGGGGCGCCAGUCGACGGGAGUCCACGUUCAACACAUGUACACUACACGCACACCGUUUUUUGUAAUAUAUUUUAGAUGGGGUGCUACAACAACAAAAAAACUACCUAUGUGUAAACCACUACUAAUGUCACUGAGGGAAUGCACAAAAUAAAUUCAUUGAAAAGGGA